Messenger RNA from Hymenoscyphus albidus, 1249 nucleotides. The record is from the annotation of a GenBank genome assembly. Lineage: Eukaryota; Fungi; Ascomycota; Leotiomycetes; Helotiales; Helotiaceae.
CUCCGAUCGAGCUUCCAGGUUCAGGUUCUACGAGUAUUGCGAAAAACACCAUAACAAAUCUGCACAGCAGUUUCGACCAUCCAUAUCCUCUACUUCUGACGAGAACGAGUGUUUUCAGCCAUGAAUUCUUUGGUCCGGGUACCCGUUGCGCCUCUGCUAUCAUUCCCAGCAGCUCUCCGUCCCAUAAUUGCUGCUCGAUUGUACGCGACACAAACCCGGUUAGGAACUUCCAAUUCAGUACCACAACCAAGAAGAAAGGCAGUUACCGCUUUCAACGAUGACGGCAGGGUCGCCUGGGGUAAUCUAUUUCCUAUGGAAAAGGCUGCACGAACGACGCAACAAACCUUCAAUUUGGGCGUCAUUCUGGUUGGCGCGGUGCUAACUGUUGGUACCAUUUCCCAGAUCUACCGACACCCAACUAAUUUGUCUUAUAGGCUGGAGUAUCUUAUGUGAUAUAUACAGAGGUGUUCUCUCCCGAUAGUACUGUGACACAUUUCAAUCGAGCCGUGAACAGAGUCAAGGAGGACCCAAGAUGUACCGAGGUACUUGGGAAUAGCAAGAAAAUUACAGCAUAUGGAGAGCCAACUAUGAAUAAAUGGGCCAGGGCAAGACCGAUAGCGUAAGGCGAUUCGAAGUCAUCGAGGUGAACUUUUACUGAUUUUCGGCAGGUCAAGAAUUGAAAAAGAUCGAUAUGGCGUUGAAAAUCUGAUCAUGCACUUCAAUGUAAGUAUCUUACUCUCAUCAUCAGAUGGUCAACGCAUCAAAAACAGAACUCACAAAAUUUAGGUUGAGGGACCUCUCAAUAAAGGAGUAGUGAACCUUCAUAUGCAAAAGAGAGCUUCAGAGGGCGAAUUUAGAUACAAGUAUCUAUCAUUGGAUGUGCCUGGCAAGCAGAGGAUAUACCUCGAAAAUGCGGACACCAAUCCAGAUUACCCUGGAAACAAAACGAGAUUUUUCGGUAUCACUUGGCGCUGAAAGCAAUGCGCUCUCGUGUGCUGAUAUCUAGCCGAUUCCUACCCAUGCUUGGGUUGUAUUUUAUGGCACCUGGUAGCUAGUGUAUACCCGCGUCUAUUGGACAAUGAUGCUAUCUUUUUUGCGACAAGAUCUUGAAUUGUGUUUUAUACGAAAUGUUCUCGUACUAUCGUUAUUUUUCUUGUGUUAUGAUACCCAGUUUUAUCGAUAAUGAGCCAUUAUAUGGCUGUCGGUUUAAAUUAGUGAAUGGUUAUUAGCUAGUUCCGAGCGUAGCGGC